AUGUACAGUACUGCCCCACCUCCCCCUAGAGAUGGCACACAAGCCCCUCUUGCUGGAUACGGUUAUGGACUUCCACUCUCUCGUCUCUAUGCGCGCUACUUCCUUGGUGAUCUUUUCCUUGUUUCUAUGGAAGGAUAUGGAACUGAUGCUUGCAUAUACAUGAAGGCAGUGCCGAUAGAGGCUAGUGAAGUACUUCCCAUAUAUAGCACCUCGUCUCGCAGAAAUCUAACAAUGGGACCGCAAGUGGCCGAUUGGUCUCACAACUUACCUGGACAAGGAAUGAGACCUGGAUAA
This is a messenger RNA of Strongylus vulgaris, 294 nucleotides long. NCBI's taxonomy places the organism in Eukaryota, Metazoa, Nematoda, Chromadorea, Rhabditida, Strongylidae. The record is from the annotation of a GenBank genome assembly.